Molecule: messenger RNA, 2055 nt
Organism: Medicago truncatula (barrel medic)
Lineage: Eukaryota; Viridiplantae; Streptophyta; Magnoliopsida; Fabales; Fabaceae
Product: 4-coumarate--CoA ligase-like 5
Exons: 5
Coding region: 145-1827 (560 amino acids)
Cellular component (GO): peroxisome
Molecular function (GO): CoA-ligase activity
Source: RefSeq, a predicted model, not a curated record
UUUGUUUGGACGAAUGAGGUUGGAGUCAAAAGAGAAAAAGUUCACAUGUGAGUGAAUAAAUGAUGAUAUUGGACGGUACAAAUAACACAUUUAGCUACACUAGCAUAUCAGUUUGAUACUACACAAAACAAGAUUAAGAUUAAGAUGGAGGUAAACGGUGAGAAUAGGGAUAGCAGAAGAGUGAUCGAUCCAAGAAGUGGGUUUUGCAGCAGCAAUUCAAUCUUCUACAGCAAGAGAAAGCCCCUUCCACUUCCACCUAACCACUCUUUAGAUGCCACCACUUUCAUCUCCUCCCGCGCUCAUCACGGCCAUAUCGCCUUCAUUGACGCCUCCACCGGCCACCAAUUCACUUACCAACAACUCUGGCGAUCCGUCGACUCCGUCACCUCCUCACUCUCCAACAUGGGUAUCCGUAAAGGUGACGUCAUCCUUCUCCUCUCUCCCAACUCCAUCUAUUUCCCUGUUGUCUGUCUCUCCGUCAUGUCCCUCGGCGCUAUCAUCACCACCACCAAUCCUCUCAAUACAUCUGGUGAAAUUGCUAAACAGAUUGCUGAUUCCAAACCUGUUCUUGCUUUCACUACUCAACAACUCCUUUCCAAAAUCACCCAAGCAUCACCUUCACUUCCAAUCAUUCUCAUGGACACCAACAACAACAACAACAACUCAUCAUCAUCUUCAACAACAACAACAACACUGGAUGAAAUGAUGAAGAAAGAACCUGAGUUGAGUAGAGUGACUGAGCGCGUCAACCAGAAUGACACAGCCACAUUACUCUACUCAUCAGGAACAACAGGACCAAGCAAAGGAGUAGUAUCUUCCCACAAGAAUCUAAUAGCGAUGGUUCAAGUUGUAAUGGCUAGGUUCGGUAAAGAACAAGAGACAAGAGAAACUUUCAUAUGUACUGUUCCGAUGUUUCAUAUAUACGGUCUUGCGGUGUUUGCUAUGGGGCUUCUUGCUAUGGGUUCAACCAUAGUUGUUCUCUCUAAAUUCGAGAUGCACGACAUGCUUUCAUCGAUUGAAAAAUUCAGAGCAACCUUCUUACCUCUUGUGCCCCCGAUAUUGGUUGCUAUGCUGAACAACGCAGAUGCUAUUAAGAGAAAGUAUGAUUUGAGUUCGCUUCAUACGGUGGUUUCUGGUGGUGCUCCUUUGAGUAAAGAAGUAACGGAAGGGUUUAUUGAAAAGUACCCUAAUGUAAGUAUCUUUCAAGGUUAUGGUUUAACUGAAUCCUCUGGAAUUGGAGCUUCUACCGAGUCUUUGGAAGAGAGUCGUAAGUAUGGUACGGCGGGGCUUGUGUCUGCUUCCACGGAGGCUAUGAUUGUUGACACUGAGACUGCUCAGCCGUUGCCCGUUAAUCGGACGGGUGAGCUUUGGCUUCGUGGUCCCACCACUAUGAAAGGUUAUUUCAGUAACGAGGAGGCAACCAGAUCGACCAUUACUCCAGAGGGUUGGUUAAAAACAGGGGAUGUUUGCUAUAUUGAUAGCGAUGGAUUCUUAUUUGUCGUCGAUCGUUUGAAAGAGCUCAUUAAGUACAAGGGAUAUCAGGUCCCUCCAGCAGAACUAGAGGCUUUGUUGCUUACUCAUCCUGCUAUUUUAGAUGCUGCUGUCAUACCGUAUCCAGAUAAGGAGGCUGGGCAGGUUCCAAUGGCAUAUGUGGUAAGGAAUGUGGGAAGUAACUUGUCCGGAAGCCAAGUUAUGGAUUUUGUUGCAGAGCAGGUGGCUCCAUACAAAAGAAUUCGAAAAGUGGCAUUUAUAUCUUCCAUACCCAAAAAUCCAUCUGGUAAAAUUCUUCGGAAGGAUCUUAUCAAGCUAGCUACGUCUAAACUCUGAACUCAGUUGAACUUUUUAAAUGAUAGUUUUCCAUUGAAUUUGGUUAAAUGGCGAAUACUUUCAACCAUCUAUUUGUUUUGUCACAAAAUUGUCUAUUUGUAAAUAUUGCUGAGUGCUUCCUGCUUCCCUUAUUGAGAAUAAAAAUGUUGUGGUCUUGGUUUCUUUGAAAAAUAUACUCAUAAUAAGUAUGAACAAUGAUAUCUUGAAUAUACUUGAAGUUCAAACAAA